Messenger RNA from Drosophila rhopaloa, 1218 nucleotides. RefSeq names its product formin-like protein 16. The coding region runs from base 1 to 1218 and encodes 405 amino acids. NCBI's taxonomy places the organism in Eukaryota, Metazoa, Arthropoda, Insecta, Diptera, Drosophilidae. The transcript has a single exon. The record is from RefSeq and is a predicted model, not a curated record.
AUGCGGAUAGCGUUACCGGGUAACGCAUACCAAAGCAGGGACCCGUCGGAGCCCGUAGCAAGGGAAAGUCCAAAGGCCGCCGCGGAUAACGGAACCGGAGACAUGGGCAACCGAGGUUUCGUCAGCGCGCGAGCGCCACAAGACGGGCCUAUUCAAAUCAGGUCGCCAAGAUGCCAGCACGCAGCAGCAGCAAAGCCAAAUCAUAGGGAGAGGGGCGGGGAGGCAGCACCGAAACCGCGAGAUGGAGGCGGACUCAGGUUCCGCACUCCAGCUGCUGGCGUCCCCCUGGUUCGCGGUCGGCCCCGUCGCCGAACCCAGAAAGAGGACGAAGGUCGGAUCACCGACGUGGAGCUGGAGGAGGAGGAGGAGGCCGGCGUCCGGUCGGCAGGGCAGGAGGCUGAGGUGCCGACCAUCAGCCUGUCCUCGUCCGAGGAGGAGGAGGAGGAAGCCCAGGAGGACACCGGGACGGAGACGGUGAGUCCGGAGGUCUCCCGACGGAGGACGACAGGAAAGGCCCGGAUGGCAUUCCGCCGCAUAAGAAGGGCCGCAGCCGGAUUCGGGCGGAUCCGGUUGGGCGACGCAGCGCCAUCAGGCCGCCCGGAGGAGGCAAUGCGUAUACUCGCAACCCGGGCAGAAGUGGUGCGGCGAUGUUCGCGCAGCGGGGGUGGCGCAGCCGCAGCAGCCAGGGAGUGGCAGAAGCGGCUGGAUGAGGCUGAGGCUGAAGAGGCAAAAUCUGGAACGGCCACCGCAACAGCCGCCGCUGCAAGCGCCUCCACCGCCACCACUGCCGUCGCCGCCCCAGGAGAGCAGCACCGCCACCGCCACCACCGUCGCCGCCUCGGGCCGCAGCACCACCACCGCCACCACCGUCGCAUCCUCGGGCCAGCACCGCCACCGCCACCACCGUCGUCGCCUCGGGCCGCAGCACCACCACCGCCACCACCGUCGCCGCCUCGGGCCGCAGCACCACCACCGCCACCACCGUCGCCGCCUCGGGCCGCAGCACCGCCACCGUCGCCGCCUCGGGCUGCAACACCGCUACCGCCACCACCGUCACCGCCGCAGGCACCACGGCCAUUCCAGGCACCACGGCACGGAGCGGAGACACCGCCGCCUCCACCGCCGCCGUGGGUGCCAACGCCGUCGCCGUCGCCAGCAAAACGGCUCGGUGGGGAGCCGGAGUGCUGGGAGAAGGGGCCCUGGGUGUCGCCAGGCUGA